UGAUGCCGUUCAGCGCUUGCAUCGUGAAUGAGUUUUGUUUGAAGAAUUUAGUUUGAAUGUAUCGGUUGUUGUAGCAAUAAUGUCUUCAGUUCUUCAUCUGAGAGAGUUUAUAGAGGGGAGAUUAACUGCUGCCGCAGAACAAAUCUUCUCAGAGUUUGAAAAAACGAUCGUCCGGUAUGAGGAGGAGAUCAGUCGGCUAAGACUGCUGGAUAUCAGACCCGGGAUAAAGUCACACAGUACAGGUCUGGAUGAGCAGCAGGUCUGUGACCAGGAGGGGAGCUCCAGUCUCAACCAGCAGGACCCAGAGCCUCCACAGACUAAAGAGGAACAGGAGGAAACCUGCAGCAGUGAGGAAGGAGAGCAGCUUGAACUGAAGCAGGAGGCUGAAGGCAUUCAUGUCUGGACAAGGGAAGAGCUGGAUUUGUUGUGUAAACCUGGAGUAAAGCUGACCACAACAGAUGAAGUUCUGGAUAACCAGCAGGUCUGUGACCAGAAGAGGAGCUCCAGUCUGGACCAGCAGGACCCAGAGUCUCCACAGACUAAAGAUGAACAAGAGGAAAUCUCCCUCAAUCAGGAAAGUGACCAGCUUUCACUGAAGCCAAAAACCAAAGAUGUCAUCGUCUGGACUGGGCAGGAGCUGGACAUCAUGUGGAACCCUGAAGUAAAGUUGCAAAGAAUAGAUUUUCCACAACAUGACUGUAAGGACAAGGAGGGGCUCACAUAUCAGCACGUCUGCUACCAGACGAACUCCAGUCUGGACCAGGAGGAUCCUUCACAGAUUAAAGAGGAACACAAGGAACUCGGUACCACUGAAGAGGGAAAACCGCUUGAACAAAAGCAGGGGACUGAAACUUUUCCUGCUAGUGAAGAAAGUGACUACAGGGAACCAGAACCAAGCAGUGUCCUGCUCCUUUCUCACAACUCUCCUGUCACAGAUCAGUGUGAAAGCAAGGACAAUGACUUACACAGAAAUAAUUUGAAUCAAAUCAUAGCAGACCCGAUGGUUAAAAAUUCCAAGAAAGUACAUUCAUGUAGCACCUGUGGAAAGACAUUUAAUAGGACGGGAAGCUUGAAACGACAUAUGCAAAUUCACACAGGUGAGAAGCCACAUUGUUGUAGUUGCUGUGGAAAGACAUUUAAUAGGACGGGAAGCUUGAAACGACAUAUGCAAAUUCACACAGGUGAGAAGCCACAUUCUUGUAGUUACUGUGGAAAAAGAUUUAGUUGGAAGUCAGACUUGACAAGACACAUGCGACUUCACACAGGUGAAAAACCACAUUCUUGUAGUACCUGUGGGAAAAGAUUUAAUCGGAAGGAAGAUUUGAAAAUACACAUGGAAUAUCAUACAGGUGAAAAACGAUAUUCCUGUAGCACAUGUGGCAAAAGAUUUCAUCUAGACACAAAUUUGAAUAGACACAUGAAAAUUCACCUAUGUGAGAAUUCUUGUGGCAUUUGUGGAAAAGGUUUUGGUAAGAAGACAUACCUGAAUAGACACAUGCGAACUCACACAGGUGAAACGCAAUAUUCUUGUAUCACUUGUGGGAAAAGAUUUCAUUUAAAAACAAAUUUGAAUACACACAUGCGAACUCACACAGGUGAAACGCCAUAUUCUUGUAGUACAUGUGGGAAAAGAUUUAAGUGGAAGCCGUAUUGGAAAAUGCAUAUGGAUUUUCAUACAGGUGAAAAACAACAUUCCUGUAUCACUUGUGGGAAAAGAUUUCAUUUAAAAACAAAUUUGAAUAGACACAUGCGAAUUCACACAGGUGAGAAGCCAUAUUACUGUAGCACCUGUAGGAAAAGAUUUAGCAACGCAGCACAUUUUGCAAGCCACAUAAAAAGUCAUACAGGUGAGAAACCACACUGUUGCAGAGGCUGUGGGAAAGGCUUUAUCCUUAAGUCAAGCUUGAUAAGACACAUGAGAGUCCACACGGGUGAAAAACCUUAUUGUUGUAGCACAUGUGGAAAAAGUUUCAGUUCUUCGGUACAGUUGAAAAUGCAUAUGAAAAACGAUGCUAGAUGCUAAGUUUCAUUCUUAGAAAAUGUUAAUGGUGUCUCUCGCUACAUGCACGUGUACAUUUGGUAAACGUGCAUUGUGUCAUAGAUCCUAGUAAACUGGAUUAUUACACACACACACACACAUACACACACACACACCUAUCUAUCUAUCUAUCUAUAUAAACAAGAUUCAAUAAACAUUUAUUUUUAACUUGACUUUCCAUCUGUUCCUCUCUUCUGUUCGACAUGCGGUUAGGUCUCGCACCUUAAAUUCCUCUACUGCUGCUGCUAAAUUUUCUGAUAUUUUGAAUUUAGUUUUACCUUCCUAUAACGAUGUUGAUUUACUAACAAAUCUUUUUAAUAAUUAUUGUCUUUCUAUUUUAGGCAAUGUUUGUCCUCUCAGAACCGUCCCUGUGAAAAAAUGACAGUAUUUGCUAUUCAAUUCCUGUUGUAUUAUAGAGGAAAACUUGUCUACAUGUUAAUCUCUUUCAUUUAAAGGCCCUUUUAGUUUCAUUUAACGCAUCAGUUUGAGAUGCAAGGGCUGCUUAUUUCUCAGACUUAGUUUCAAGGAGCAGAGGUAACCCCAAGGUAUUAUUUGACAUCAUUAGCGAUAUUGUUGCUCCUGCUCCACCUGCUGGUCCAGUUUCAUUGAAUGAAGAUUGUAAAAAUGUUCUUUCUUUCUUCAUUGAAAAAGUUAGUAAUGUGAGGAACAAUAUCUGUCCUUCUGUGUCUCUGUUUAGUAACGCUGCAUUACUGCGUUACUAAACCGUGAUUUUUUUUUUUUUUUUGCGAGAAUGUCUCAUGACAGUGACGUAAGCGAGUGCAACGUUCGUGACAACAGCUGUGUGCAUGAACUUGGGAUCUAGGGACUUCGUGAUCUCGUUUAAAAACAGCUAAAAACUCAUCUUUUAAAAUUUCCUUGUGGUUAUUUUUUUAUGUUUUAGUUUCUUGUGAAGCACUCUGUGAUGUUUAUGUUGAA
Maylandia zebra (zebra mbuna) is the source of this 2974-nucleotide messenger RNA. RefSeq lists its product as uncharacterized. The record is from RefSeq and is a predicted model, not a curated record. Gene Ontology annotation, biological process: regulation of DNA-templated transcription. Gene Ontology annotation, molecular function: DNA-binding transcription factor activity, RNA polymerase II-specific; RNA polymerase II cis-regulatory region sequence-specific DNA binding. NCBI's taxonomy places the organism in Eukaryota, Metazoa, Chordata, Actinopteri, Cichliformes, Cichlidae.